Molecule: messenger RNA, 2373 nt
Organism: Owenia fusiformis
Lineage: Eukaryota; Metazoa; Annelida; Polychaeta; Sabellida; Oweniidae
Source: the annotation of a GenBank genome assembly
AUAUCAAAAAGCAGAAAUGGCAGACCGAGACCAAAUCUUGCUAGAUUUCCAGGGUAUAACAGGAAUAGAAAACUAUGAGGAAUGUAUUGCAGUGUUAGAGCAAAAUGACUGGGAUCUCAUGGCUGGGGUAAACAGUGUGAUGUCGCACUUGGGUUCCCAAAGUUUACCAUCAGAUGACAACAUAAAUCCAUCAACUGUCCCUCUCUCUCCUGAUCUCCAUAUUGGAGGUGUGAGUUUACAGCCUGAGCCCUUCCAGAUACCUAGUCCAGCCUCUGGCAGUGAAUUAGGUGCCAUGUAUGGUGUGAACCUUCCACAAAGUGGUCUUUUCCAUGGACUAUAUAGCGACAGUGGAGCCUCAAGGAUGCUCACAUUUACUGUGGAACACAGAGAUAAGAAUAUUCCAGUUGUACUUCCAGAUUCUGAAACUGUGGGUUCAAUCAAGGUUAUUCUUGAGUCAGAGACGGGUGUGCCAGCAGCCAAUCAGGAGCUUAGAGGUUGGGUUAACAAGAAUGAUGCACCUCCACAAGAUACUACGCUAUUACGAGACUUGCAUCUUCCAAAAGAAAACAUUUUGUUUCUGCUUUCUCCUGGAAUACCACUUUCCACAUCAUGUGGCGCAAGUUCCUCACAUUCAGAUGAAACAGAUAUUAUUGACAGACUCACCAAAAACUUUACAUUAAAAAUAACUUUCAAAGAUAAGAAUGAGACCUAUAGUCUACAAUUUCCUGGUACUAAAACCAUAAGGGAGGUGAAAUGUGAUGUUUACUCAUUGAUAGAUGUACCAGUAAGGAACCAGGUGUGGACAGGUUGGCCUGAGACUGAUGAUGAGAUGACAUUAGCUGGUUCUAGAAUUACUUAUCCCUCACAUUGUUUAGAGGUCAGCAAUAGAGACAACGCCAGGCCUCAAUAUUCAGCAGCUGAAGUAUUAAACUCUAUAGAAAUGGUCAGCGAUGACAGUGACACUCAAGACCAAGAAGAUAUGUGUAUGCCCAGUGAUGAGGAAAUAUUUAACAAUGAUAAUGGACAUUCUAGUAGUAGUAGAUCUGUGAGGGACCCUCUCAUUCCUCCUGGUUGUCUGGAUGAGGUGACAGCCCUCGAGAGCUUCAAUAGUGUCUUUGCGUCACGAUAUGGGGACCCCCACCCUCUCUUUUACAUGGGUGAUCUGGAUAGUGCCAUAAAAGAUGCCUUAAUGUGCAGUGCAAGAAAUAGAAAGCUGCUUGCUGUGUAUUUGCACCAUGACAGUAGUAUAUUGGCCAAUGUCUUCUGUUCACAAGUCUUAUGUGCUGAAUCAAUAGUGGAUUAUUUAAGUACAAACUUUAUAUGCUGGGCAUGGGAUCUCACUGAUGAUACGAAUAGAGCACAUUUGUUAGGAAUGGUCACGAAACACUUUGGUACAAUAGCUGCAUCCACUGUAAGGGAUUUCAAGAUUGAUCAACUCCCUGUUCUGCUUAUUAUUACUAGGACUAAUUCUAGGUAUGAGGUUUUCACAGCUGUUAGGGGAAGUUCCAUGUUAGAUGAGGUCAUGACUAGUCUUAUGAAUGCAGUGGAGGUAUUUUCUACCCAGCAGGAAGGAGAGAUAGCAGAGGAGGCUGAACGUGAUGCACGUGAGCAGAUAAAGAGAGACCAGGAUGAAGCUUAUCAGAUGUCAUUGGCUGCUGACAGGUCUAAGGCUGAGUCUAAGAGGGAAGAAGAGGAGAUUGAAAAACAGAAGGAGCUUGAAGAUAGGAUACAGAGAGAUGCGGAGGAUAGGAGGGCUAGAGAAGAGGAAAUGGAGAAACAGGCCAUCCAAAAGUCUUUAGCAGAUAUGUUACCAGAUGAACCACCCACAGAUUGUAAAGAACCAGUCAGCAUGUUGAGACUGAGAUGCCCCAAAGGGGAGACUAUUGUUCGUAGAUUCCUUGCCUCAACUGCACUACAUGUGCUUCUGAAGUUUAUUGUGACUAAAGGUUUUCACCUAGAAGAUUACAAGGUGCUCACAACAUAUCCCAGGAGAGAUUUAACCACCCUGGAUGAGAAUAUGUCAUUACAUGAUCACAAACUGUUUCCACAAGAGACUUUAAUUCUGGAGGAGAGAUAACCAAGCAUGCAAUAUUUAUUCAAUAAUUUCACUUUGAGUUCUACCUACACUUUGAAACAGAUUCUCAUUUAUUCAAACUUGUGAAUUUGAGCCAAUUUUUAUGGUAUGGUUGAGUUGUAGUGACAUUGUUUAGUUCCCAAUAUUGUGCAGCUAUAUAGAAUCAUGAAGCAUAUACAUGGCAAUAUCUAUCGUCAGAAAUCAUUAUUAUGUCCUGUUAUAUCUUUAAUUUUUCACUCCUCUUAUUAAAAACUAAGUUUAAUUUCAUUUUCAUGUAUAUUUUACAGCAAAAGGGGUUG